Aricia agestis (brown argus) is the source of this 1406-nucleotide messenger RNA. Its product is annotated as antichymotrypsin-2-like. The record is from RefSeq and is a predicted model, not a curated record. Lineage: Eukaryota; Metazoa; Arthropoda; Insecta; Lepidoptera; Lycaenidae. The transcript has 9 exons. Gene Ontology annotation, molecular function: serine-type endopeptidase inhibitor activity. The coding region runs from base 134 to 1369 and encodes 411 amino acids.
GGUUAUAUCAAGCAAUCAUAUAGAAGCUAUAAAAUUCAAUUGAAAAUUCACUGCGGGUAAUAAUAUAAAGAGCUUGAAUUUACAAUUCUAGGUUUAUUGGUUUACUCGCGAAAAUAUUUUUCAUAGAAAUCAAAUGGAAAUUGGUUCAGUAUGGAAGUAUGUUCUUGCUGUAAUUUGCAUAGAAAACCUGAUAGUUGCGAUAAGACCAAAUCGUCAUAAAGCACGGAAGGUGCUGCGUCAUGAAGAUGAACUCAAUAAGGGUUUGGAUUUACAGGGUCACCUACAGCGGCAGUUCUUUGCGGACACUGCCUUAGCAGACAUAAGGAAGAAUGCUGUAGCCUCCCCCUUUUCGGCUUUAUUGCUACUGGUAGCACUAGCUAAGGGAGCAACAGGAGGCAGCUUACAAGAAUUAGAAGCCGCCAUUGGUUUUAAAAAGAAAGAGAUAGACGUACAUUUGAAACAAGUAUUUCGCGAUAUGAAGAUGAAAAACGCCAGUUUGUGUAUAAUGAACAAGAUGUACCUACAGAAAGGAGUGCAGUUGCUAAAGAUAUACAGACAGCGAAUGCAGAGGCUGUCCCUAACGAUACCCCAGCAAGUUGAUUUUAAUAGGAACAAAGAAACAGCCAAUUUGAUUAAUCGAUGGGUCGCCGAAAAUACGAACGGGAAGAUACCCAGCAUGUUAUCUGAAUACGAUGUGGGACCAUCGGAUGUAAUUUUUUUAAUCAGUACAUUAAAUUUUGUAGGCCAUUGGCAAUAUCCAUUCGAGGAGACAGUGGACAGGUUCAAUACGCCUCAUGGGGUAAAAUCUGUCGCAAUGAUGAAAAGGAAGGGUGUAUACAUGUAUGCUCAAAGCUCAAAUUUAGAUGCCGAAAUCAUUAGAAUACCAUACGUGGGUGGCGAAGUACACUUCUACAUAGUGCUGCCUCGAGAACGCAACAGUAUCUCCCAGCUGUUGGAGCUGGUGAAGGCUGAUCCUGAAGUGUUGGACGACCUGAAGAAGACUCGGCCGACAGCUAUGACUCUGAUCAUGCCGAUGUUUGAGGUUGUAGCGAAGUUCGACUUGGUACAGUUAUUUGAGGAGCUGGGCAUUCAACAAAUAUUCAGCGAGCGAACAGUCGGUCUGAGCGAGAUGGUGACAUCGAGCAGGUAUCAGCCGACUGAUCUUCGUGUGACCGGGGCCAUACAGAAGGCGUAUAUUAACGUGACGGCAAAAGGGACUGUAGCAGGAGCUGCAUCUGCUUCGCACUUUUUCUAUAGCAGAGAUACACCGCCAAUGACAGUCAAGGUAGACCGACCGUUCCUGUAUUUUAUAGUGGCGGCGAAGCAGCAGUUGUUUUCUGGUAUCGUCGUUGAUCCCACAAGAAAAUAAUAGAAGUAACAAGCCAUUUUAAUAAAAAUAUACAAAA